This is a messenger RNA of Cryptomeria japonica (Japanese cedar), 2165 nucleotides long. RefSeq lists its product as uncharacterized. Gene Ontology annotation, biological process: mRNA splice site recognition. Gene Ontology annotation, molecular function: mRNA binding. Gene Ontology annotation, cellular component: U1 snRNP; U2-type prespliceosome. The transcript is spliced from 14 exons. The coding region runs from base 277 to 1629 and encodes 450 amino acids. The record is from RefSeq and is a predicted model, not a curated record. NCBI's taxonomy places the organism in Eukaryota, Viridiplantae, Streptophyta, Pinopsida, Cupressales, Cupressaceae.
GGAGAUAAAAAUUGAAGUUUUAUCCAGAGAAUUAGCAUAGAGACCCAGAAAUCAACAACAAUAGUAUUAUUCUCUUCGUUCACGAAUUUUCGCACAUACCCGUGAAAGAGCAAAAUAAAGGAGAGGAGUGUUAAGAGACGUUGGUUAGUCGUCCAAGGCUUUUCUGUGGAAGCAGGAAAGUGUUUCUCAUAUGGUUUUGGUUGUGGGAGCUCCAGAGGUGAAACCCUAAGCAUCCGCUCACAGAGGGUUUGCAUUUUCUUGGUUUGACGAAAAAAAAUGGAUGCAUUGAGGAAGCAGCUGGACGCCUUAAUGGGCGCCAAUCGUAACGGCGAUGUUAAGGAAGUCAAUCGCAAGUAUUACGAUCGAGAUGUCUGUAGACUUUUUCUCGUCGGCCUUUGUCCGCACGACCUCUUCCAGCUAACGAAAAUGGAUUUAGGUAAUUGUCCAAAAGUACAUUCGUUGCAACUACGAAAAGAAUACCAAGAAGCAAAGGCAAAAGGCAAAGAUAAUUAUGACAGGGAGUUAGAAGAUGUAAUUGAGAGACUUAUUGUUGAGUGUGAUAGAAAGAUUCAAAGAGCUUUGAAGCGUCUUGAAGAUGAUGAUGCCAAGGCUGCAAUUGCAAUUGCCGUAUCUGAAGUUACGCAGUCACCAGAGGUAGUUGAAUUCUCAAAGCAAAUAAAGGAGAAGUUGAAAGAAGCAGAUGAUUUGGAAUUGGAAGGAAAAAGUGAUAAUAAGAUCAGGGUUAUGGAGCAAGUUGAAGAACUUAGAGCUAAGCGAGCUGAUAAACAAGCAAUGUUGCUUUUAGAGGCAUUUAAUAAGGACAGAGCUUUGAUGCCUCAACCAAUUCAGAAUGCUCCACCAAUUGCACCAUUGCCUCUACCUCCUGAUGCACGGACACAGGAAAUGAUAAUUGAGAAGCUGAAGAAAGCAGAGGAGCUUGGCGAAUUAGGAAUGGUUGAUGAAGCACAAAAGGCUAUGGAGGAGGCAGAAGCUCUUAAGAAGCUUGGUGCAAGGCAGGAACCAACAACAGAUUCUUCAAAGUACACCUCCCUUGAUGUUCGCAUUACUGAUCAGAAGCUUCGUGUAUGUGACAUUUGUGGAGCUUUCUUGAGUGUUUAUGACAGUGACCGUCGGUUGGCUGAUCAUUUUGGAGGCAAACUCCACUUGGGAUAUAUGCAAAUUCGGGAGAAGCUGGAUGAUCUUAAGGAGGAGAGAAUAAAAGGCCAUAGACAUGAUCGACCGGAAGAUGAUGGAAGGUUGAGAGAUAGGGCAACUAGUAGAGAUAGAGAGAGGCCAUCCAGCAGAGACAGAGACAGAUCCAGUAGAGAUAGAGAUAGAGCAUCGAGCAGGGAUCGAGAUAGGGACAGAGAUGACCGUGAUCGUGGACGGGAUAGUGUUGGAAGCAGAGAUCGAGAUCGAGAAAGGGUGAGAGACAGGGAUCGUGAUAUCAGAAGCAGAGAACGAGAUCGGGGUCAUGAGAGGGAGUCAGAGCAUGCCAGAAGUUAUGAUUCUCGUAGUCGUAAGAGGUCACGGUCUCGCUCAAGAGAACGAAUAGUUGAACAUUCUAGAGACCGUGAAAGGGACAGGAGUGACCGCCACAGGCGUUAUGACCGGCAUGAUCGAUACUGAAAAUCUCCUAUUUGUAAGGAAUGCAGCAUAAUCUUUGUCAAAUCUGUUACUCCCUAGCUAUAGUCAGAUGUAGCUUUUGGACUAAUAAUAACUCUAGGCAAUAUUUGUAGGUACAAAGCAAUUUUCGUACAAGGCAGAAUAUGUUCAUCCCAGGUCUCAUAUGAGAUCUGUCUGCACAACUGAAUUGGUCUCGUUUUGAUGCAAGUGUUAGUUGGAUAUUGUAUGUGAGGCUAUAUUUCUGUAACCUUUGUUUUAAUCUACUAUUCAUAAAAAGCCAAAUAUGGGGAAAUAAUAUUACGACCAUCACAUGUAAAGAAUGCAAGUGUACAACUGUAUUCUGUGCUAUGAACUCUACUGGUGUGCAUCUUAUCAUGGUCAUCUUACUGAUUUUUUCAGCGCCUUUUAAAUUCAGAUCCAUGAUUUAAGUGCCACUUUGUUUUUGAUCAAUUGGAUUAUCAUACUUUCUGUAACUGCUUUUCAAUUUAAGUAAAGCUGCUUGUAAAUGUAAUUGCAUAACAAUUGAUAUUUUACGUUUA